UUACUUUCACUACUACUCAGAACUAAGUUCACUUGGCCACUAUUCUCGAGAAUCCAAUGAUCCUUUGCCUGAAGGUUCAGAGAUAUUGCCCAUUUCAAAUAAGCCUAGGGAUUUGGCUGCAGCUCUGGCAGUAAAGAUGCUAGAGGAUGGUUUUUGUUGCUUGUCAACAUCCCAAAGGAAAGACCACAGCAUGCUUGUCAUGACUCCAUGCUUAAAAAUGUCUCCUCCUAAAUCUUAUAUAUUGCUUGAACCUCUUUCUGAGUCCUGUUAUCAUGGCAAUAACAAAGUUAUUAGAUCAACCCCAUACCCAGUUGGAAUUCACAGUUCCAGUGACUCACAGACUUCUGAAUCCCCUGGAAGUGAAUAUCCUGGGGCUUUGGCUUUGAAAUAUCCUGAGCUUUUAGGAAUCCAGCAUGCUUAUAAAUCAGGAAUUGGGAAGAAUGACAUUGAAACUUCACCAGAUUGGUCAUUCUCUCCUCCUAAAAGAUGUGCUUUGUUGGAACCACUGGAUGAGAGGUCAAUUGAAAAAAUUGGCAACAAAUGCAACUUCCCAGUCAUCUCUGAUUUCAUUCAGCCAAUCGAGAAUUCUCUAUCCAAAGCAAAUAAUACUACAGAACCAGCUGGAGGCAGCUUUGCAUUCAUUGAAAGCACACCUCUGUGGAGGGAACCAUAAAGCACAGUUCGGUCAGGCAAAUGGCCUGGUGAGAAUACUCUGGAAGAAAGAGUUGUGGACUAGGUUUGAAGCAGCAUCUUCUUAUGGGUUUCAUUAUAAUGCCCCUACAUUCCAAAAGGCCUCAAAGGAAGGAUUCCUCGACAUGCUGGAAGAGGCUUUUUGUGAUGGAGAAAGUUUAGUACUUGAUGUUUCAGGAUCGUUAACCUUGUUUGUGCUCUUUGUAUCCGUAUUUGUUCAUACCAGCUAAAAUAUACAUGUAUAAAUCAGCACAGCUUUUAGUUCAAAAUAAUAUAUUUUUGUAAUUUCU
Messenger RNA from Carica papaya (papaya), 980 nucleotides. The record is from RefSeq and is a predicted model, not a curated record. Lineage: Eukaryota; Viridiplantae; Streptophyta; Magnoliopsida; Brassicales; Caricaceae.